Molecule: messenger RNA, 1624 nt
Organism: Pyrus x bretschneideri (Chinese white pear)
Lineage: Eukaryota; Viridiplantae; Streptophyta; Magnoliopsida; Rosales; Rosaceae
Product: polyadenylate-binding protein-interacting protein 9
Exons: 10
Coding region: 415-1311 (298 amino acids)
Molecular function (GO): RNA binding
Source: RefSeq, a predicted model, not a curated record
GAGAGAGAAAAGGGUUAGAGCGUUAGCAAAAGAAGCCAAACCCAAAAGCUAACUGUUUCCUCCUCCCAACACCUCCAUCUCCAUCACCACCUCAGCUCCCUGAUCAUUGUCCACUAAACCCAAUAUUCAUAUUCCUCUUCCAACCAUUUUAUUCUUUCUCAAUUCUUAUAAUUUCCAAUAAAUUUUCAAUCUUUUUUCGUUUUUGUUAUUUUUGUUCAAUUACGCUCUAAAUUCUCAAAGCUCUAAUAAACCCUCAUUUUCAGAGGGACAACUACAUACACAGAGAGCACAAGAGCAACAAAUAAAGUUUCAUUUUUUCAUUUAAUUCUUAUAAAUUUUCAAUCUUUUUUAUUGUAUUUGCUGUUUUUAAUUUUUUUUUUUUUUAUAUAAAUCUCUGUGGUGGGUUUUGAUUCUAUGGCUGCGGUUGCUGAGAUUUCCGGGGAGGCAGCCUCUGCCAAAAACUCCAACUUGGAUUCAAUGUCAAAACCCAUGCCUGAAUCCAAAUCAGAAUUCGAUGUGCAGAAGCUGGUGGAUAUGUUCACCAAGCUCAACCCUUUAGCCAAAGAGUUCUUCCCUUCGUCUUAUUCUCCCCAGCACCAUUCUACUUUUGAAAACUCUUUGGCUGUCAAUAACAAUAAGCUCUCAGCCAAUGGUAAUCAGGCCAACAGUCGAAGGAGAACAAAUAACUUUAAUCAGGGGAAGAGAAGACUUAGUGGGAGAGCUUACAGAGCUGAGCGAGAAAAUAGUAUUAGGCGAACAGUAUAUGUUUCUGAUAUUGAUCAGCAAGUUACCGAAGAGCGUCUUGCUGCCAUAUUUAGUAGUUGCGGACAAGUUGUUGACUGCCGAAUUUGUGGUGAUCCGCAUUCAGUGCUCCGUUUUGCAUUUGUGGAGUUUGCUGAUGAGUAUGGUGCGAGAGCAGCUUUGAGCCUCGGUGGGACAAUGCUAGGGUACUACCCUGUUAGGGUCUUACCCUCAAAAACUGCCAUCCUUCCUGUGAAUCCUACAUUCCUCCCCAGGUCAGAAGAUGAACGGGAAAUGUGUAGCAGGACUGUAUAUUGUACAAAUAUCGAUAAGAAGGUUGCUCAAGCUGAUGUCAAGAAUUUCUUUGAAACAGCUUGCGGUGAGGUUACUCGUUUGAGGCUUUUGGGGGAUCAUGUGCAUUCAACUCGUAUAGCUUUUGUUGAAUUUGCAAUGGCAGAAAGUGCUAUACUUGCGCUGAAUUGCAGCGGAAUGUUGUUGGGAACACAACCCAUCAGGGUAAGUCCUUCAAAGACACCUGUGAGGCCACGCGUUACUCGUCCAUUGCAUUAACCAAUACCACAGGAAAAGAUCCGUGGAUGGAGCUUGGAGGGCUUGACAAGUCUUGAGGAACUUUGUUGUUUUAAUCAUCUAUUCCUUUCAGUAUUUCCAUCUUUUCCGUCGCAGUUUACCCUGCUUCAGUUCAAGUUUUAAAAGAUGGUUUGGAUCUUGGCAAUCGUACGCUUAACCUCGUUCAUUUUAAAGUUCAAGUUCAGUUCGGUUCGGUUAUGAUCGAGCGUAUGCCCUUUCUCACUCUGUGCAGGCACUCUGAAAGCUUAAAUACCAAUUUGUAUUUUCUGAAUAAAUGGUGCAGUGUUCCAGUUUA